AUGGUCACCGAGAAGGACUCCGAGGACGAUCAGUCACAACAAGCACAAUUGUCCUUCUUUGAACGCUAUUUUUGCAAAACAACCUCACGGCCUGGUUCUGGAACUGGUGACGAGAAUGAUGCAGCACCAACACGGAAAUUUUCCGUUCUAUCUCGAGGAUUCGUUACAGUAUCAGCACUUCUUUGCCUAAUUAUAGUAGUCACAUUAUGUGCGGUUCUGGCCACAGUUUUUGUUCGAAACCAGAAACAAGAGCAAGCGAUUCGUCGGGCUCCUGUUCAUGAGGCAAUAUUUGCCAAUUUCGCGGAUCCAGUGGUGGUUAAGCACGAGGGCUUGUUCUACGCAUUUGCAACGACCAACGCAGCAGGAAUUCUCUCACAAACGAAUGACACGGCCAUCAUCGCCCUUGGCAAAAGCAACGUACAAAUAGCGACAAGCCCGGACUUUAGAGACUGGACUCUGCUGGACCACUCGCACGAUGCCCUUCCAAAAAUGGGUGACUGGGUCAGAAAGGGGCUCAACGAGAACCAGAACCCAAGAGCGGCAGUCUGGGCUCCGGCGGUCAUGAAAAGACCCAGUGAUGGCAAGUACAUCAUGUAUUAUUCCGCCGCGGUCGAGAACACAACGUACGUAGCCUUUUCGUCUCAUUGCAUCGGAGCCGCAAUCUCGGAGACAUCGUCGCCAGCCGGCCCAUAUCUUCCGUUGAACACGACUAUAUCUUGCCCCGUCGCAGAGGGCGGCGCUAUCGACCCGACCCCCUUCAUCGAUACAGAUGGAUCCAUCUAUCUUGCAUGGAAGAUUGAUGGUAACAACAUCGGGCACGGCGGAGUUUGCAAGAACUCGGAACAUCCACUCGUACCAACGCCUAUCAAGCUGCAGAAAAUGAUGGCAGACGGAGUGACACCAGAUGGUCAGGAUGUCACCAUCCUUGACCGCACGGAUGAAGAUGGCCCCCUCGUAGAAGCACCAGUCAUUGUCAGAAGCACAGAAGGCAUCUACUUCCUGUUCUUUUCUUCUGGAUGCACGCGAGAUCCUUCUUACGAUGUAAAAUAUGCCUGGGCGAAUGACGUCCGCGGUCCCUACACUCGUGCGAAGAAGCCUUUGCUCAGGACAGGUGACUUCAACCUGACUGCGCCGGGGUCGAUCGGCCUGACGGACAUGGAGGAGGACGGGACCCAUGGAAUGGUCUUUCACGCUCGGGUCCAGGCACCGUACGGUAAAGUAAGAGCGAUGUAUACCUCGAGCAUCCGGUUCAACGGCACCGAAGUCCUGUUGGUUAAGAAGAAAGUCUAG
Molecule: messenger RNA, 1290 nt
Organism: Aureobasidium namibiae CBS 147.97
Lineage: Eukaryota; Fungi; Ascomycota; Dothideomycetes; Dothideales; Saccotheciaceae
Product: Arabinanase/levansucrase/invertase
Exons: 2
Coding region: 1-1290 (429 amino acids)
Biological process (GO): carbohydrate metabolic process
Molecular function (GO): hydrolase activity, hydrolyzing O-glycosyl compounds
Source: RefSeq, a predicted model, not a curated record